UAUUAAUUAAACAAUUUUAAAGUUUACUCAUUGAGUGUUUAACAAGCUUAAAAAUUAUGGCAAAAUCUCUCAUUUUUUUAGUAUUAUUUGCUUUGUGCUCAACCAUAACUGCUGCACCGGCUGAUUUCGAGCGUGAUGGUAUUCAACACAUUUAUUCCCUUGGCUUUGAAAUCGGAGAAAUGGAUUCCCAAGUCGGUCCAUUUCCUUUAUCCAUUUCGCCGUGUAAACAAGUUAACAAAUAUCAAUGGGUUUGUGAUAGUGCAUAUGAGCUGAACAAAAACAUGAUCUUUGAAAGCUAUUCAAUACACAACUAUACGUUCAAAACGGUUAUGCCAUUCAGUCAAGUUGAUACCAUUUUCUUAAAUUGGCAUGACAUGAGUCAGAUCUAUGGACAUGUUGCCGAUAUCAACUUCCAGACUGCUUAUUUGACUGAAACUACUCCAAAACAACCACAUAUUACCAAGAAAUAUUGUGCAGAUGAUGAGUAUCCACGAAGCCUUGCUGGUAGUCAAGCUGGUCGAAGCCUUUCGCUGUGUUAAUCGUUAAAAACAAUCCACUUGAUUUUAAACUGUAGUGCUGCUGGAAUAGCAAGACUACAAGUUGAAUUCAUAAACA
Tetranychus urticae (two-spotted spider mite) is the source of this 615-nucleotide messenger RNA. RefSeq lists its product as uncharacterized. Lineage: Eukaryota; Metazoa; Arthropoda; Arachnida; Trombidiformes; Tetranychidae. The record is from RefSeq and is a predicted model, not a curated record.